This is a messenger RNA of Zerene cesonia (dogface butterfly), 1091 nucleotides long. RefSeq lists its product as uncharacterized. The coding region runs from base 210 to 752 and encodes 180 amino acids. The record is from RefSeq and is a predicted model, not a curated record. Lineage: Eukaryota; Metazoa; Arthropoda; Insecta; Lepidoptera; Pieridae. The transcript has a single exon.
GGCUGGUCUUGUCUUACUCUUGAUUAUUAUUAAUAUAGAACCCGAUAAUGCAGCACAAAACACUAAACAGAUACACAUAUCAGUGGUCACGACCCGACACAUUCCGCGUAUGUUGGCACCUAAUCAACAUCCUAUCACAUAUCGCAUGCAUAAGUUCAUCGAAAUGUACAUAAUAUACAAAACAUUCGUAUCAAAAGAACGUCCACAAAAUGUAUUUGUUAGUGUCCAUUAUAAUUGCCGCUUUACUAAAAAAUGCGGAGUGCAAUGCGAAAGAUGAGCAGCAGUGCGUGGAUUACUACAAAACCGGUGAUAAUUUCGACUUAAAUCUAUUGGAGGGAGCCUGGUACGCUGUGUACUACUGGCCACCCGUACAACGACAGCGGAAGAGAUGUGAAUUGGUGAAUUUCAAGAAAACAACAAAGGCCAAUUUGGAGGGAAAGGUUAGCGUCGAUAUCCCAGAGCAAAACCUUAUUGAAUCCAGCUACAGAAGCUCAGCGGGCAAGCCGACACACCUAGUCUAUUACGGGCAGGAUGAAGUGAAGAACCAAGUGCGAUCGAGCAAUCGCGUUUCCAAGUAUAUUUUCAUAGAUGUGGAUGAUGGAUACGUGUUGGGAAUUAAUUGUUCGAACGGUGGACGAGGGGUGCUGUUAGCGAGAAAUCUGCCUACUUCCUCUGAAGUUGAAGAUAUUGUAGAGGAUAUCGAAAUAAUGGCGGGUCGUAGAGGAAGUCCCGAUUGCCACCUAGAAGCGUAACAGUGAUAUAUUAUAAGUACAUUUUUACCGGUUCGUGGCGUUCCAUUCUGCAUAUGUUAUAAAUAUUAAGGGAGAAUUAUAUUUUUAAAUAAAUAUUUGUUUGUUCCGUGGUUUAGUUAAUAAAACCCAAGUUGAAAAGAUACUUGGACACAUAUCAUGUUACUAGGGACCCGCCCCGGCUUCGCACGGGUGCAAUAAUACAUGAUAUAUAUAUAUACAAACCAACUACUAUAUAUGUACUGAUGAUAUAUGAUAUUCUUUACCAAAUAUUAUGUAUAUUUCUACACCAGUAAACUUACUAUACAGAGAUAAAUAAAGUGAAGAUGAUAAAUUGCUAUA